CGAGAAAGACCGGAGAAGGACCGCAAUUAACUGCACAGCUCUUCUAUGUCAGUAUUCUAAGGUUGUUGAAGUCUUUGUUGCAGCUUGCAAGAGCAUUUGAGGCAGGGUUUCCGUCUGUCUUAAGGCAUUCAAUUUGAACAGCAGGUGGUGAUGACUUGUUUCUCAUUUUUAUUUUCGAGAAAGAAGAAAACUUUCUCAGGUGAACAUACCGUAGAGAUCGAUGAAGAGGUUUCCGGUAUUCAGAACACUAAAAUGUUUACUUACAAGGAGCUGAAAAUGGCAACUGGAAACUUUCAUUUUUCCAAUAAAAUUGGAUCGGGAGGUUUCGGUAUCGUCUACAAGGGAACUCUUAGAGAUGGUACCACGGCUGCUAUAAAGGUGCUAUCGGCAGGCUCGAAUCAAGGGGUGCGGGAGUUCUUGACGGAAAUAAAUGUGGUUGCUGAUAUAGAGCAUGAAAACCUGGUUGAGUUGUACGGCUGUUGCGUGGAAGGGAAACAUAGGAUUUUGGUCUACAGCUAUCUUGAGAACAACAGCCUAGCACAAACACUCCUUGGUGGAAGGGAUAGCAGUAUGCAGUUUAGCUGGAAAGCAAGGCGCAACAUUUGCAUUGGUGUUGCAAAGGGGCUUGCAUUUCUUCACGAGGAAGUUCGACCACAUAUUGUUCACAGGGACAUCAAAGCAAGCAAUAUUCUACUUGAUAAAAAUCUCAAUCCCAAAAUUUCGGAUUUCGGUCUGGCAAAGCUUUUCCCAGACAACACGACCCACAUAAGUACACGUGUCACUGGAACAAUAGGCUAUCUCGCUCCUGAGUAUGCUGUAAGAGGUCAAUUGACGAGGAAAGCAGAUAUUUACAGUUUUGGCGUUUUACUGUUGGAAAUUGUUAGCGGUAGAUGCAAUACAAACAGAAGAUUGCCUGUGUCGGAGCAAUUUCUUCUUCAAAGAGCAUGGAACAUGUAUGAGUGUGGGAAACUACUGGAAUUAGUUGAUCCAUUAUUGAACGGAGAAUUCGAUGAUGAAGAAGCACACAAAUUCCUAAAGAUUAGUUUACUUUGCACCCAAGACUUGUCGAAACUACGACCAUCCAUGUCUCAAGUGGUGAAGAUGCUAAUGGGAGAGGAAGUUGUGAAUGACCAGAAUAUAUCGAAGCCUGGCCUUCUUUCAGAUAUCACGACACUCAGAGACCAAAAAAAUAAAUCUGGCAAUACUUCUGAAGGCACAGGCAGAGGAGGCAAUUCAUCUUCAUCAUCAGAGAACAUUACUGUAUCAAAUGCUACAAUGACAUUCAAUUCAAUAUUCGAUCGAAGCAAUUAGGUUGAUCUAUUCUUGUUUCGGUACUCGUUAGCUAUAGUUCUGAAAAGUUUUCUGCCUCAUUUUUUUGAAGUAAAAAUCUGGGUUUCGGGGUUUGCUUAGCUAAAUUAUACCUUGUUCACCUUUCCUGCCUUGUGAGAGAAGCAAUGAUGUAAAUUUUAAUCAUUUGGGGCUUAAUAUUUUGAUUCUUUUUUAAUCACUCGUGGGCUCACUCUUGUUUCAUUGUUCUGAACAUUUUUAAGGAUCAAUCUCUUCACUGUUUGAGCUGUUUUUCGAAUUGGUUGAACUGAACAUGCGACAAGAAAGCCUUUAUGUUGCUC
This is a messenger RNA of Hibiscus syriacus, 1628 nucleotides long. RefSeq names its product cold-responsive protein kinase 1-like. Gene Ontology annotation, biological process: protein phosphorylation. Gene Ontology annotation, molecular function: protein kinase activity; ATP binding. The record is from RefSeq and is a predicted model, not a curated record. Bases 151 to 1311 code for a protein of 386 amino acids. The transcript is spliced from 7 exons. Lineage: Eukaryota; Viridiplantae; Streptophyta; Magnoliopsida; Malvales; Malvaceae.